UGUGUUUGCGUUGUUAAGCCUACACUUGUUUAUGUAUGGAUGCAACCUGUACAUGUGGAAGAGUACAAGAAUCAACCAUAAUUUCAUAUUUGAAUUCUCACCAAGCACAGCACUGAAACACAGAGAUGCAUUUUUGAUGUGCACUACCCUAAUGACAACUGUGUUUGGGGCAAUGGUGAUACACCUGCUCCUAAGGGCUGCAGGUUUUUCUCCUGUCCAAGUUGAUGCCAUUCCUGGAAUUAUUUUUAUGUUCUUUGUUGGUCUUCUCAUUUGCCCAUUUGACAUUUUUUAUCGCCCUACUCGUUUCUGCUUCAUUCGUGUUAUUCGUAACAUAGCUUGCUCUCCAUUUUAUAAGGUUCUGCUGGUAGACUUUUUUAUGGCUGACCAACUAACUAGUCAGAUUCCAUUGCUAAGGCAUUUGGAAACAACAGGUUGUCACAUUUUUGCUAGAGCAUUCAAGUCACCCCACCCUGAGGCCUGCCAUUCUGGAAGGCUAUAUGUAGAAAUAACAUAUCUCAUCUCAUUUUUGCCAUAUUGGUGGCGUGCAUUGCAGUGUGCAAGAAGAUGGUUUGAUGAUGGUGAUGUUAACCAUUUGGCUAACAUGGGGAAGUAUGUUUCAGCAAUGGUUGCAGCAGGAGCUAGAGUCACAUAUAGCAGACAAGAUAACAAUCUAUGGUUUGCUAUAGUCUUGACCACUUCUGUGGUUGCCACAGCUUAUCAAUUGUAUUGGGAUUUUGUCAAGGACUGGGGGUUUUUCAAACCCAACUCCAAAAACACAUGGCUCAGAGAUGAUCUAAUUCUAAAGAAUAAAAGCAUAUACUACAUGUCUAUUGCAUUGAAUGUUGUACUGAGAGUGGCUUGGGUGGAGACUAUCAUGCAUUUCAAAGUGGGACCUGUUCAAACAAGGCUACUAGACUUUUUGUUGGCUUCACUAGAGGUUAUUCGACGAGGACAUUGGAAUUUCUACAGGUUGGAGAAUGAGCAUAUAAACAACGUAGGUCAUUUCCGGGCAGUGAAGGCAGUUCCACUACCAUUUUGUGAGAUAGACUCAGACAGCUGAGGGUGUUCUCACAGUUAAAGAGUAGACAAUAGCGCAAAGGGAAUAAGUCCAAAUUGGAUAAAACUUAUUAGUUACAGGUUUUAGAUGCGGUUGGUGUUAUUCUCAAUUGAAGUUAUAAAACUUCAAUUGAGAAUAUUACCGGCUGCAACUAAGAAACUUUAUCUAAAUUUUGAACGUGACAUCCCUCACUACACAUUGGAUACCAAUUUUGAAGUAUCAGCAGAAACCAAUUGUAAUGCCCAAAAGAAAAUGCGUAACAGAUGCCAUUUUGUCCAAUGAAUUGGCUCAGCCUUUGGAUUUCAUCACGUUCUAGAUCAACAUUCUAAGCAGCAAAAGAAGAAGAAAAAGAAUUAUUUUCUCCUCUUUUGUCAUCUAUUUCUGUUCUGUUGAAAUGGUUUUAAUAACCAAUUUGUAAGUCUUGUAUUGAAUAUUUUGUAAAUUGUAAUUAAAAAAUAGUGAACCACGUGUUUAGUUUCUAAAACAAAUAAUUCUAUAUUUUUUCAUGUAAGUGCAUAAAACAAUAUUAUAAAAAUGUAUCAUCCCUACUGUCACAGCUGUCAUUAACAACACCCUCAACCAAAGCACCAACUUUUUCUAAAUGGUUUUCGUCUAUUUACAUUGUCAUGUUUUUUUCUAAAUCUUUCCUCAACAUCGAUGUCUGUAAGUACCUGCAUCCUGUGUUGAUCAAUGUUUGUCUUACUGCCGCCAUUAAAGUAAAUCACUUUUUAUCUCUUUUUAUAUGUUCAAUUUGUAUCUAAGUUUAAUUACAAUAGAUUCAGACGAUAUAUUCGUUUAGCGAUUUGUGGUAUUUUUGAUAUUACACAUUACAAUAGAAUUUAAAGGUGCAUGUAUUUUUCUUUAUUUUUCUGAAGCACAAAUUCUUUCUGAACAUCAACACCUUUCUACACGCACAUAUCCUAGUUGGCCUAACAUAUUUUUGAGUCUAAAGUCCUGAUGUGAAGUUAAGUUGGUUAUGAUGGAAUUUCUAUUUUGUAUUAAAUUGUUGUACAGAUAUAUUUAUAAAAAGGAGUAUAAUGUGAGCUCUCUAUACAUUGAAAA
Molecule: messenger RNA, 2119 nt
Organism: Cajanus cajan (pigeon pea)
Lineage: Eukaryota; Viridiplantae; Streptophyta; Magnoliopsida; Fabales; Fabaceae
Source: RefSeq, a predicted model, not a curated record